AUGGCUAGAAAGGGACAAGUAGCCAUACAAGACAAUAUUGAAACCAAUGAAGAAUUUGCGGAAACAUUAAUGUCCAAUUUUGAUCGACUCCUAUGUUUGGAGGUGUAUUCUGAUUUUUGUGGUCAUUGUUUAGCUACCGGAAAUGCUAUUAGAAAAGGAAAACUAGAAAUUGGUCAAGAUCGUAUUGGUAUGGUCAGAAAAGGUAAAUUAAUAAGAGCUAUGUUUGGUGCAAAUGGUUUAGAAUUAUGUCGCAUAAUUGAGGAAGAAUUGGAAAAUCUGAAAAUCGAGGCUGAAACCGGAAUUGAAAUACCCAAACAAGAAAUUGAAGAGCUUCUACCUGAGGAAGCUGCAAAGAUUGAAGAAGAUUUAAAAAUGGAAGAAGAAGCUCGAGAAAUAGCAGAGCGGCUUCGUGUUUUAACUACUGCUGCUCGAAAGAAAAGAGUUUGCGAGCGUUUAGCACGCCAUGUACAAAGGUUGAAUUUUAUUUUAUAUUGGCCACACUGUCACAAAGCCCAUUUAGACUUAUAUGAAAAGUGGGAUAUUAUAAAUGUUCAAGUAGCAGCUAAGGAGACGAUCCAAAUGACUGAGGAAAUAGUGAAAGAGGCUUUAUAUAUGAGCGACGUUGAUCCCAAUGAAGCUUGUAUCCAUGCUCUUAUGACCGGAGAAGCAUUGGUUGUUCUCUUUAAAAUGUUCGACACUGAUGAUAGGGAUUUUGUUAAACUUAUGCGCCAUACUUUAUAUGAAGAAAUACCAGUUCCAAAGGAAGAUUUACCACCGGAAAAGCAGCUUCCUCCAAUCCCGGCAUUUGAAAGGUACGCGACCAUCAGUAAAACUGCAAGGGAAGUUCGGAGGGAGAGGUACGAAGCCCGAAUGGAAAAACUGCGUCAAGAAAAAGAAGAGAGGGAAAGAUUAGCUGCAGAACAAGCGAGACUUGCAAGAGAAGAAGAGGAGGAAAGACAAAGACUAGAGAAACAAAGACAGGAAGAAGAAAGAAUGGCUAGGAUUCAAGCUGGAUUGCCAGCUGAGCCAGAACCAGAGCCAGUCGAAGAAGGUGGAGAAGAGGGUGGAGAAGAAGGUGGAGAAGAAGGUGGAGAGGAGGGUGGAGAAGAGGGUGGAGAAGAAGUAGUACCAGGAGAGGAACCAGGGGUUGCUGAAACUGAAGAGACUGGGGAACCUGAGCCAGUGGAAGAAGAACAAGUAGAAGUUGAAGAGGAAUUCCACUCAGAUGUAUCUAUUGAGGACGAGGAGUAUAUUCCACCUGGUGGUCUAUUUGUGCCAGGAUUAUAUACUCCACCUAACGAUUUAGCCAAAGCUAAUGCAUUGGCCUUAUUUUAUCCCAAGGUCGUGUCUCAAAUUACACCAAUUGAGUCGGAGUUUCUUCCUCCGCACGUGUUGGUAAUGUUUACUAUUGAAAAGCGACAGGAUGUUAAGGAUAUAAUGGAUCAAUUUCCGGAUGAAAUUCUUAAUUAUGGCAUAUUUAUUGGAGAUGACCCUACCACAGCUCAACACCUCGCGUAUACUAUAAAGCAGUAUAAUCAUAUGAGCAGAAUAAGGAGACACAACGAUAGACUGGCGCUGAUGGUGUCUCGGAAACGCAGUCUACCGAUGUUGCAACUGGCGGGAGCCAAUCCUUGUUACAUCAGUCAUGAUGUGGAGAGUGGAGAAAAGGAUUGCCUUAUUAUGUUUCCUGUGGGAUAUGGAGACGAUUAUGAAGAGGAAGAAAGUGUCCACGAAGAGGAAGAGGAGGCAGUUGCAGAACAAGCACCUGAACAGGAGGUUGUCGAAGUUGUUAACCAAGAAGAACAAGAGGAAGAUGAAGAUGAUGAAGACUAA
Danaus chrysippus (African queen) is the source of this 1833-nucleotide messenger RNA. Lineage: Eukaryota; Metazoa; Arthropoda; Insecta; Lepidoptera; Nymphalidae. The record is from the annotation of a GenBank genome assembly.